Rosa rugosa (rugosa rose) is the source of this 2746-nucleotide messenger RNA. RefSeq names its product auxin response factor 18. The record is from RefSeq and is a predicted model, not a curated record. Gene Ontology annotation, molecular function: protein binding; DNA binding. Bases 474 to 2534 code for a protein of 686 amino acids. NCBI's taxonomy places the organism in Eukaryota, Viridiplantae, Streptophyta, Magnoliopsida, Rosales, Rosaceae. Gene Ontology annotation, biological process: response to hormone; regulation of DNA-templated transcription. Gene Ontology annotation, cellular component: nucleus. The transcript is spliced from 14 exons.
CAGAGAAAAAUCUGGGAGAUAUAUAGAGAGAGAGCUUCUCAUUAACACAGAGAGAAGCCAAAAGGAGCGGUUUUGGGUUUGCCCAGAAGACAAAGCAGAAAGUGGGUUUGUAACUGAAACAGACUGAUUAGAGAGAAAAAAGAGAAAUCUAGUCUAGAAAAGAAAAGGAAGGGAAAAAAGAAAAAAGAAAAAAAAAAAGAGAGCUAGUAGUACAGGCAGAGCACUAGCAAUAAUGGCUGCUUGCAUAACCGUCCUGUCUGUUUAGCCUUUUUCCCCUCUUUCUUGGUCUUGCUGGUCGCCAAUGGGGUAGGCUAUUAUGGUAAUACCAUAGUGCGUUGGAGAGGCUGUGGCUGCCCCUGUUUGAGCAUUUUUCUUUUUCGCAUUGCCUUUCUUUUGUUUGGGAUUCUAAAUUUCCAGUCUUGUACGGCACGGUGUCGUCGUCGUUGGCUCUGCUGGUUUGUGCUCUGUUUUGAAUGGCGCACAGCGAGUGUGACUCUUCAUCUAUUUCUCGUGCUACUGCCGAUACAGGUUUUGGAGGUGCUUUGUAUACAGAGCUAUGGAAGUUAUGUGCAGGGCCUCUGGUGGAUGUGCCCAGUCCUGGAGAGAGAGUGUUCUACUUUCCCCAGGGUCAUAUGGAACAACUGGAAGCAUCAACAAAUCAAGAACUGAAUCCGCAAAUCCCUCGGUUUAAUAUACCUUCGAAGAUCCUUUGUCGUGUGGUUAACAUUCAAUUACUGGCAGAACGAGAAACCGAUGAGGUUUAUGCUCAGAUCACUUUGCACCCAGAAUCAGAUCAAAGUGAACCUACAAGUCCUGAUCCAUGUGUACCGGAGCCUCCAAAACUGGCUACUUACUCGUUUUGCAAGAUUUUGACAGCUUCUGAUACAAGCACCCAUGGAGGGUUCUCUGUUCUUCGAAAGCAUGCUAAUGAUUGCUUGCCUCCUUUGGACAUGAACCAAGCAACUCCAACUCAAGAAUUGGUUGCCAAAGAUCUUCAUGGGUAUGAGUGGAAAUUUAAGCAUAUCUUCAGAGGUCAACCGCGGAGGCAUUUACUUACCACAGGAUGGAGUACAUUUGUCACUUCCAAAAGAUUGGUUGCUGGUGAUGCAUUUGUGUUUUUGAGGGGUGGUAAUGGGGAACUACGGGUUGGGGUUCGGCGUCUUGCUCGUCAACAGACUCCCAUGCCUUCAUCAGUGAUAUCUAGCCAAAGUAUGCAUCUUGGAGUGCUUGCAACUGCUUCUCAUGCUGUCAUGACCUCAACUCUCUUUGUUGUCUAUUACAAGCCCAGGACAAGCCAAUUUAUUGUUGGCUUAAACAAAUAUCUUGAAGCCAUCAACAAUAAGUUUUCUGUUGGCAUGCGCUUUAAAAUGCGAUUUGAGGGGGAAGACUCACCGGAAAGAAGAUUCACUGGCACUAUAGUAGGGGUUGGGGAUUUAUCUCCUCACUGGUCUGAAUCUAAAUGGCGAUCUCUGAAGGUUCAAUGGGAUGAACAUGCCACAGUACCAAGGCCGGAUAGGGUUUCUCCUUGGGAGAUAGAGCCAUUUGUAGCUUCUGUUCCGUUAAAUCUUGCUCAACCAGUUGUAAAGAGCAAAAGGCCUAAAACUAUUGAAAUUGCUUCAUCUGAAAUUACCACCAAUUCAACUGCUUCACCUUUCUGGUAUCAAGGGUCAAACCAGUCUGCCGAGCCAACUCAAUUAGGCAGUGUUGCUGAAGUCCAAAGCUCUGGUAGCCAGGCUGUGUGGCCCCCGAGGCAGAAAGAGAGCAAUGGCAGCAGCUACUCUAGCUCAAGGAUCUGUGCAGAGGGCAUCUGGCCUUCUUCUCCAAAGGUGAAUGUCUCUUUAAGCCUUUUUGCAGACUCACAAGAGGGCAAUAAGAAUAGUUCUAUGGGGUCUACACCACCUAGCUUCCCCUCCCCUCCUUCAAAACCUAGCAAUGGCCCGGUGCAUGACCAGCUGGAAACAGGGAAAAAGUCUGAGUCUUCUUCAGGUUUUCGGUUGUUUGGUUAUGAUGUGCCAAACUCAAUUACUGCCCGUCUCCGGGAGAGAGAGCCAAUGUUUACGACAGUGUGCUGUGGUGCGAAAGGACCUAUUCUGGCCGCUGCAUCAGAACUUGAUCAGGACCUGGAUAUUUCAAAAAUAUCAAAAGAACAGAUGCAAGUUGUAUCAGAGAUACCACCAAUCGAGACACAAAGCAAGCAGGGAUCCACUGUUUCAACGAGAUCUCGCACUAAGGUGCAUAUGCAGGGGGUUGCUGUUGGUCGUGCUGUGGACUUGACUGCAUUGAAGGGUUAUGAUGAUCUAAUUAAUGAGCUAGAGAAAAUGUUUGAGAUCAAAGGAGAGCUUCGUCCGGCAAACAAAUGGGCAGUUGUUUUUACUGAUGAUGAGAAUGACAUGAUGCUUCUUGGCGAUGAUCAAUGGCAAGAUUUUUGCCGGACUGUGAAGAAGAUAUUUAUCUAUUCAAGUGAUUACGUACAGAUGCUAAGACAAGGCAAGCAAAAAAAUUCAGCAUUAGUGUGUCAGGAGACUGAAAACUAAAUACAUUUCCUUUUUCAUUGUGGUUUUUAUUUAAGCUAGUUGGUAGUUGGGUUGCUCAUACUUUUGGAGCAUGAUCUGGGUUGACGAUUUUCAUGCCAGAAGCAGGGCAACCAGUUAAAUCAGUUUUAGUAGAUCUGUCAAGUGUGCGGUUGUGGUUAGCAUCAUUAGUAGGCCUGUAAAGAUCCAUAUAUAUGUUUGGGAUUUGGUGUUUA